AUGACCCAGAUCAUGUUUGAGACCUUCAACGUGCCCGCCAUGUACGUGGCCAUCCAGGCCGUGCUGUCCCUCUACGCCUCCGGCCGUACCACCGGCAUCGUGCUCGACUCUGGCGACGGCGUCACCCACAACGUGCCCAUCUAUGAGGGCUACGCCCUGCCGCACGCCAUCAUGCGCCUGGACCUGGCCGGCCGCGACCUCACCGACUACCUGAUGAAGAUCCUCACUGAGCGUGGCUACUCCUUCGUGACCACAGCUGAGCGCGAGAUCGUGCGCGACAUCAAAGAGAAGCUGUGCUACGUGGCCCUGGACUUCGAGAACGAGAUGGCCACGGCCGCCUCCUCCUCCUCCCUGGAGAAGAGCUACGAGCUGCCCGAUGGUCAGGUCAUCACCAUCGGUAACGAGCGCUUCCGCUGCCCGGAGACGCUCUUCCAGCCCUCCUUCAUCGGCAUGGAGUCGGCGGGCAUCCAUGAGACCACCUACAACAGCAUCAUGAAGUGCGACAUCGACAUCAGGAAGGACCUGUACGCGAACAACGUCAUGUCGGGGGGCACCACCAUGUACCCCGGUAUCGCUGACCGCAUGCAAAAGGAGAUCACGGCGCUGGCCCCCAGCACCAUGAAGAUUAAGAUCAUCGCCCCACCUGAGCGCAAGUACUCGGUGUGGAUCGGCGGCUCCAUCCUGGCCUCGCUGUCCACCUUCCAGCAGAUGUGGAUCACCAAGCAGGAGUACGACGAGGCCGGCCCAUCCAUCGUCCACCGCAAAUGCUUCUAGACCCCAUUCCACCAACAGCGCUCGAAUUCUCCUCAGGACGACACAUCUGCUCAGGUUGCAGGUGGCUGACCUCGAGUCACCGCGCAGCAACUUUGUCUCUAACAACUUGAGUUGCUGCCGCCGCAACCCGACGCAAUGUUUAUAACGUGUACAUACAUUAACUUAUUUACCUCAUUUUGUUAUUUUUAAAACAAAGCCCUGUGGAAGGAAAUGGAAAACUUGAAGCAUUAAACUCAGCCAUUCUGUCUGUUGCA
Molecule: messenger RNA, 1028 nt
Organism: Ailuropoda melanoleuca (giant panda)
Lineage: Eukaryota; Metazoa; Chordata; Mammalia; Carnivora; Ursidae
Product: actin, alpha skeletal muscle-like
Exons: 5
Coding region: 1-774 (257 amino acids)
Source: RefSeq, a predicted model, not a curated record